Molecule: messenger RNA, 4711 nt
Organism: Globicephala melas (long-finned pilot whale)
Lineage: Eukaryota; Metazoa; Chordata; Mammalia; Artiodactyla; Delphinidae
Gene: CDH2
Product: cadherin 2
Biological process (GO): regulation of axonogenesis; adherens junction organization; regulation of synaptic transmission, glutamatergic
Cellular component (GO): postsynaptic density; lamellipodium; catenin complex
Molecular function (GO): cadherin binding; calcium ion binding
Source: RefSeq, a predicted model, not a curated record
GGCGAGAACCGGCGGGCGGGUUCCCGGCGGGCGGGAACCAGCAGGGGCAGCCGCGGCGGCAGCUACGCGGGACGGAGCCGCGGCAGGAGCGGCCGCGCCGGACCCUGGCCUCACCCCCGCGGGUCGAGGCCAGAGAACAGUCUCCAACUCUCCCAGGGACCGGAAAGGGGAGCCCAGAAAGGGUCCUCAGCCCACACGCAGCGGGGGCGGCGGGACAGCUGCCCUUUGUGGGCGCAGCGCUCACGGCCCGAAGCGCCCUCCCCGCGGCGCUUUCGCCGCCGUCUUCGUCGUGCCGAGCGGCCCUGGAGAGGGGACCCGGAGGAAGCAAAACCCUGAGACCGAAACCUCGCGUUGCGGAGCUCCUGGGGGGUGCCAGCCGCUCUUCUUCCACCUCCGCAUCUUCCACCGGCCAAGGUCCCCGCCGCCUGCAUCCCUCCUGGCUUCCGCUGCGCUUUGGGCAGAGCAGCCGGCGCUGCCACCGCGGCCCCCCCCCCACACACACAGAGACACCCUCAAGCGUACGCCCGCCUUCUCCCCCGCCCCCUCCCCAGCUCCUUGAUCUCUCGGUCUGUUUUAUUACUCGCGUUGCGAGUCCCGCGGACUCCGCGGCCCGCUAUUUGUCAUCAGCUCUCUCUCCAUUGGCGGGGAGCGGGGAGCAGCGGCGAAGGGGGUGGGGAGGGAAGGGAAGGGGGUGGAAACUGCCUGGAGCCGUCUCUCCGCGCCGCUGUUGGUGCUGCCGCCGCUGCUGCUGCCGCCGCCGCCGCCUCCGGCUCCUCGCUCGGCCCCUCUCCGCCUCCAUGUGCCGGAUAGUGGGAGCGCCGCGGACCCUGCUGCCGCUGCUGGCGGCCCUGCUUCAGGCGUCUGUGGAGGCUUCUGGUGAGAUCGCAUUAUGCAAGACUGGAUUUCCUGAAGAUGUUUACAGUGCAGUCUUGUCCCAGGAUGUGCUCGAAGGACAGCCUCUUCUCAAUGUGAAGUUUAGCAACUGCAAUGGGAAAAGAAAAGUACAGUAUGAAAGCAGCGAACCAGCAGAUUUUAAGGUGGAUGCAGAUGGCAUGGUGUAUGCCGUGAGAAGCUUUCCCCUCUCCUCUGAGCACUCAAAGUUCCUGAUAUAUGCUCAAGACAAAGAGACUCAGGAAAAGUGGCAAGUGGCAGUAAAAUUGAGCCUCAAACCAACCUUAUCUGAGGAUUCAGUGAAGGAAUCACGAGAAAUUGAAGAAAUAGUAUUCCCAAGACAAUUGACUAAGCACAAUGGCUACCUACAAAGGCAGAAGAGAGACUGGGUUAUCCCUCCAAUCAACUUGCCAGAAAACUCCAGAGGGCCUUUUCCUCAAGAACUUGUCAGGAUCAGGUCCGAUAGAGAUAAAAACCUCUCUCUGCGGUACAGCGUAACUGGGCCGGGAGCCGACCAGCCUCCAACUGGUAUCUUCAUUAUCAACCCCAUCUCAGGUCAGCUGUCAGUGACCAAGCCUCUGGAUCGCGAGCUCAUAGCCCGGUUUCAUUUGAGGGCGCAUGCAGUGGAUAUUAAUGGAAACCAAGUGGAGAACCCGAUUGACAUUGUCAUCAAUGUUAUUGACAUGAAUGAUAACAGACCCGAGUUCUUACACCAGGUUUGGAAUGGGACGGUUCCUGAGGGAUCAAAGCCUGGAACAUAUGUGAUGACGGUCACUGCAAUUGAUGCUGACGAUCCAAAUGCCCUCAAUGGGAUGCUGAGGUACAGAAUCCUGUCCCAGGCACCAAGCAGCCCUUCGCCCAACAUGUUUACAAUCAACAACGAGACUGGGGACAUCAUCACAGUGGCAGCUGGACUAGACAGAGAGAAAGUGCAACAGUAUACGUUAAUAAUUCAAGCUACAGACAUGGAAGGCAAUCCCACAUAUGGCCUUUCAAACACAGCCACGGCUGUCAUCACGGUGACAGAUGUCAACGACAAUCCUCCGGAGUUUACUGCCAUGACAUUCUAUGGCGAAGUCCCUGAAAACAGGGUAGAGAUCAUAGUUGCUAAUCUAACUGUGACAGACAAGGAUCAGCCCCACACGCCAGCCUGGAACGCCGUCUACAGAAUCAGCGGCGGGGACCCCGCCGGACGCUUUGCCAUUCAGACCGACCCCAACAGUAACGACGGCUUAGUCACCGUAGUAAAACCAAUCGACUUUGAAACAAAUAGGAUGUAUGUCCUUACUGUCGCUGCAGAAAAUCAAGUGCCAUUAGCCAAGGGUAUUCAGCACCCACCUCAGUCAACUGCAACUGUGUCUGUCACAGUUAUUGAUGUGAAUGAAAACCCUUAUUUUGCCCCAAAUCCUAAGAUCAUUCGCCAAGAGGAAGGUCUUCACGCCGGUACCAUGUUAACAACGUUCACUGCUCAGGACCCAGAUCGAUAUAUGCAGCAAAAUAUUAGAUACACAAAAUUAUCUGAUCCUGCCAACUGGCUAAAAAUAGAUCCUGUGAAUGGGCAGAUAACUACAAUUGCUGUUUUGGACAGAGAAUCUCCAAAUGUGAAAAAUAAUAUAUAUAACGCUACUUUCCUUGCUUCUGACAAUGGAAUCCCUCCUAUGAGUGGAACAGGAACGCUGCAGAUCUAUUUACUUGAUAUUAAUGACAAUGCCCCUCAAGUGCUACCUCAAGAGGCAGAGACUUGCGAAACUCCGGACCCCAAUUCAAUUAACAUCACGGCACUUGACUAUGACAUUGAUCCAAACGCUGGACCAUUUGCUUUUGAUCUUCCUUUGUCUCCAGUGACUAUUAAGAGAAAUUGGACCAUCACUCGGCUUAAUGGUGAUUUUGCUCAGCUCAAUUUAAAGAUAAAAUUUCUUGAAGCCGGGAUAUAUGAAGUUCCAAUCAUAAUCACAGAUUCGGGUAAUCCUCCCAAGUCAAAUAUUUCCAUCCUUCGCGUGAAGGUUUGCCAGUGUGACUCCAACGGGGACUGCACAGAUGUGGAUAGAAUUGUGGGCGCAGGGCUGGGCACGGGCGCCAUCAUUGCAAUCCUGCUUUGCAUCAUCAUCCUGCUCAUCCUCGUUCUGAUGUUUGUAGUAUGGAUGAAACGUCGGGAUAAGGAACGCCAGGCCAAGCAACUUUUAAUUGAUCCAGAAGACGAUGUAAGAGAUAAUAUUUUAAAAUAUGAUGAAGAAGGUGGAGGAGAAGAAGACCAGGACUAUGAUUUGAGCCAGCUCCAGCAGCCUGAUACCAUGGAGCCAGAUGCCAUCAAGCCGGUCGGAAUCCGACGGUUGGAUGAGAGACCCAUCCAUGCUGAGCCCCAGUACCCGGUUCGAUCUGCAGCCCCGCACCCUGGGGACAUCGGUGACUUUAUUAAUGAGGGCCUUAAAGCUGCUGACAACGAUCCCACAGCUCCGCCGUAUGACUCCCUCUUAGUGUUUGACUAUGAAGGCAGUGGUUCCACGGCCGGGUCCUUGAGCUCCCUGAACUCCUCCAGUAGUGGAGGCGACCAGGAUUAUGACUACCUGAACGACUGGGGGCCCCGCUUCAAGAAACUCGCCGACAUGUACGGUGGAGGUGAUGACUGAACUUCAGGGUGAACUUCGCUUUUGGACAAGUACAAACAAUUUCAACUGAUAUUCCCAAAAAGCAUUCAGAAGCUAGGCUUGAACUUUGUAGUCUACUAGCACAGUGCUUGCUGGAGGCUGUGGCAGAGGCUGUAAACCAGUUUGGGCUCAGAGGGAAUAUCAGUGAUCCAAUACUGUUUGGAAAGACACUGAGCUCAGUUACACUUGAAUUUUACAGUACAGAAGCACUGGGAUUUUAUGUGCCUUUUUGUACCUUUUUCAGAUUGGAAUUAGUUUUAUGUUUAAGGCUUUAAUGGUACUGAUUUCUGAAACGAUAAGUAAAAGACAAAAUAUUUUGUGGUGGGAGCAGUAAGUUAAACCAUGAUAUGCUUCGACACGCUUUUGUUACAAUGCAUUUGCUUUUAUUAAAAAUACGGAAUUAAAGAGACAAAACCACUCAUGGAGCAAUUUUAUUAUCUUGGGGGAUGAGACCAUGAGAUUGGAAAAUGUACAUUACUUCUAGAUUUAGACUUUAGUUUUUUUUUGUUUUUUUUUUUCCACUAAAAUCUUAAAACUUAUGCAGCUGGUUGCAAAUAAAGGGAGUUUUCAUAUCACCAAUUUGUAGCAAAAUUGAAUUUUUUCAUAAACUAGAAUGUUAGACACAUUUUGGGCUUAAUCCAUGUACACUUUUUUAUUUACUGUAUUUUUUCCACUUCACUGUAAAAAUGGUAUGUGUACAUAAUGUUUUAUUGGCAUAGUCUAUGGAGAAGUGCAGAAACUUCAGAACACGUGUAUGUAUUAUUUGGACUGGAUUCAGGUUUUUUGCAUGUUUAUAUCUUUCGUUAUGGAUAAAGUAUUUACAAAACAGUGACAUUUGAUUCAGUUGUUGAGCUGUAGUUAGAAUACUCAAUUUUUAAUUUUUUUAUUUUUUUUAUUUUUUAUUUUCAUUUUUGUUUGGGGAGGGAGAAAAGUUCUUAGCACAAAUGUUUUACAUAAUUUGUACCAAAAAAAAAAAAAGGAAACAUAAGAAACGAAAGGGGUGGCCUGACACUGGUGGCACUACUAAAGUGUGUGUUUUUUUAAAAAAAUGAAAAAAAAAGCUUUUAAACUGGAGAGACUUCUGACAACAGCUUUGCCUCUGUAUUGUGUACCAGAAUAUAAAUGAUACACCUCUGACCCCAGCGUUCUGAAUAAAAUGCUAAUUUUGGAUCUGG